AUGCCCCCCUCUAGGAUCGCUCUAGGAGCCUCUGCCGCUGUUACUACCACCACUAGACUAGCUGCCAGCCCCCUGGUUCCCUACUGCUCCAUCAAAGGCCGAAAGGAUCUGGAGGAAGAAGAUGAAAACGAAGUCUUGGAUGCUUUCAAAGAGUAUGUCGAGAAAGCAUUGGCUCAACCAUUCUGCUACGACGUUACCACCAAUCCUGGAAGGAAGAGCAAGUGCAGCUGCCUGAAUGAGCUGAGGCCCGAGCUUGAUAGUGAUGACCUGGAUGAAUGUGUCAAGGGCAUGCUGCUGUUUUGCAAGUAUGGAUUUGCUGAAAGAAAUAGAAUUUUGAAAGAAUGGAUCAGAUCAGCUAUGGGAGCGGCAUACAUUCUUCUUGGUCAUCGGCGGAAGGAUCAACACCGAGUGCAUCUCCCCCCAGGUUCCACCAACAGAUUCAUCUGCAAGAAUGCCCUCGCUCAGAUCCUUGGAAUAGGAAGAAGCCAAUGGAGCGCCGAUGUGAAAUUUGCAAAAGACAACAAAGAUCCGGUUCAUGGUCUGAAGGGAAAGCCAUCCAACAGGAUGUGUCAAGAGACACAGGAUGUUUUGCAUGAGUUCUUUAACACAAUGAAGGAGCUUGCCAUGCCUCGUGCAACCAAGGUGGUGAGGCAGCAAAUCUGUGAAGGAAUUACAACAACAAUCGAGUUGGUGAACGACGAUCUGGAAAUGGUUGAACUUCCAUCGUGCAUGACGAAGCGGGGACUCUACAACCGAUUCGUAGGAGAACUUGGCUGGACAAUCAAGUGGGACACCAAGGCACGGAUUCUCAAGAAGACAGAGAAGGCAACAGAACAGAAAGUCACAGCAGACAAGAUUCCAACGUGA
Molecule: messenger RNA, 867 nt
Organism: Seminavis robusta
Lineage: Eukaryota; Bacillariophyta; Bacillariophyceae; Naviculales; Naviculaceae
Source: the annotation of a GenBank genome assembly